Ornithodoros turicata is the source of this 648-nucleotide messenger RNA. RefSeq lists its product as uncharacterized. Gene Ontology annotation, molecular function: nucleic acid binding. The transcript has a single exon. Gene Ontology annotation, biological process: DNA integration. Bases 1 to 648 code for a protein of 215 amino acids. Lineage: Eukaryota; Metazoa; Arthropoda; Arachnida; Ixodida; Argasidae. The record is from RefSeq and is a predicted model, not a curated record.
AUGGACGUACGCUACAAGCCGGGAAAGGAGCUGACUGAAGCUGACGCCCUAUCUCGCUUGGGCCUAGAAGUCCACCUGACCAAUGCAGUUGACAACAUCCGCCUGUGGGAAGGAACAGAACAUCUACGUCAAAAGGGUCAUCGGUUUGAAGUCCCAGAAACGCUUCGCCCUAGGAUCUUUCAUUUGUACCACGACAGUGCACCGUCUGGUGGCCACGAUGGAGUCUGCCGGACUUACCAUAAGAUUAACAAACGCUUCACGUGGCCUAGAAUGAAGCAGGACGUCAAGGAAUACGUGCGCUCCAGCGACAGGUGCCAGCUGUAUAAAUUCAAGUACUGUCAGCGAACGGACGAGAUAUUCUUACCGGACCACUGGGACAAGCCCUUCAAGGUAGUGCACAUGGACUUCGCCGAGCUAAAGAAAAAGGCAGAAGGUGUUAGGAAGACGCAGUCGUUCCUCCUCGCUGUAGACCAGUGUACAAGAAUGGUCGCCACCCGUCCUGGAGGCGAAGACAGCAACAGCGUCAUAACACUUAUGGAAAGACAAAUGUUUAUAAUUGCUAAAACCAAAGUAAUCGUAUGUGAUAAUGGGCCGGCAUUCAUAAGCAAGCGCCUUUCGUCGUGGGCCAACGAAGGGGCAUUCGCUUGA